UCAGAUAAGAUUGAGCAUCCUACUUAGAAAUAUUGUUUUACAAUGUUUUAUCAUGAGGAGCGUGCUUUCCAUUCAGACAACAGAAUGGAUUCAUACCCCAACAACAAGAUUAACAGAAGGAGAUGUGGAAUGUUUUUCUGAAUACAUGGAGAUGUGGAUACACAGUGUGAGGAUUGAAGGGUUGGGACUCUGGCUGUCUGGGGCCUUACAGAUCCAAGUCAACCUUGCUUCACUGGAUCACCUAAACCCCCAGCUGUCUGCCUGUGGAUUCUCACUGCACAAAGACCCGGACAAGAACUUUAUUUUUAGAGUCAGUUACGCUGGAUGUUUCGUCCAGCAACGGAAUGGCUAUCACGUCCUGACACUACAUUUGGUGAAGAGGAUAAACCGAUUCGGGGGAAGACCUCAUAGUUUCAUGAUGAAGUGUCCCGUGGUUUCUGUACUGCCAAGCAGAGAACAAAUCCAGUGUGACCCAGAGUUUAUUCAGGUGACCAGACAAGUUCUCUAUGACAACUGGGACAACAAGUUGCAUUGGUCGCUGUCUCUGAGCGAUCAACUCAUUGUUGCUCUGGAGGAUGCUAGCCUGAUCCAGAUGAACGUUGACAUGAGCGGACCAGACAUUACAGUUCAAGGCAGGAGAAGGGAGGUCUUGAGCCCUGUCGAAGUAAGCGUAUGCAAACAGCAUCCUGCCACCUAG
This is a messenger RNA of Anarrhichthys ocellatus (wolf-eel), 697 nucleotides long. RefSeq names its product ciliated left-right organizer protein containing ZP-N domains (gene ciroz). The record is from RefSeq and is a predicted model, not a curated record. Lineage: Eukaryota; Metazoa; Chordata; Actinopteri; Perciformes; Anarhichadidae. Bases 53 to 697 code for a protein of 214 amino acids. The transcript has 7 exons.